AUGCUUGCUCUCGCGAUGCUGGCAGGCAGCCAGCCGGCCGCCUCCUGCGAUCGGCCGCUGAGAGCUUGCUACGAUGCCAUGGGCGGGCAAAGCUGGAAAAACGCGGCGGGGCGGUCGUGGCUCGACGCCAAUAUUCCGUGCUGCGAGAAGGCGUUUGUCACCUGUCACAAGGAAAAGGAGGAAAUUCGCACGAUCGCGUGGCGGAGCAUAGCGGGCCUGAUGGGCACCAUCCCGCCGCAGCUUGGUCUCCUCACGAGCCUCGAGGAGAUCAACGAGAUCGACCUCGAAGAGAGCUACAACUGCGGCAAGAAGAGCAAAGAUUGGAAGAGGGAGAACUGCAAGGGCUUCUCGGGCACCAUCCCGCCCGAGAUAGGGAUGGCAACAAAGCUGGAGGCGCCGGCCCUAGAUCAGUAG
Messenger RNA from Emiliania huxleyi CCMP1516, 414 nucleotides. RefSeq lists its product as hypothetical. NCBI's taxonomy places the organism in Eukaryota, Haptophyta, Isochrysidales, Noelaerhabdaceae. The transcript is spliced from 2 exons. Bases 1 to 414 code for a protein of 137 amino acids. The record is from RefSeq and is a predicted model, not a curated record.